Molecule: messenger RNA, 1026 nt
Organism: Fusarium coffeatum
Lineage: Eukaryota; Fungi; Ascomycota; Sordariomycetes; Hypocreales; Nectriaceae
Exons: 4
Coding region: 1-1026 (341 amino acids)
Biological process (GO): transmembrane transport; carbohydrate transport
Cellular component (GO): membrane
Molecular function (GO): carbohydrate:proton symporter activity
Source: RefSeq, a predicted model, not a curated record
AUGUGCAUCAUCUUUUCAAUCCUACAAGGUCUUGCACAGAAUAUUCAUAGUUUCAUCAUCGCAAGAGCUCUAUUGGGGUUCUCCACAAGUUUCCUUGGACAGCCUAAUCCGAUUAUCAUUAAGGAGCUGGCGUAUCCUACUCAGCGAGGUAAAAUUACUGCGUUAUACAAUACAUUCUUUGUAAGACUAUAUUUUCUCCCCGAGUCUCCAAGGUGGCUCGUAUCCCGAGGUCGAAAAGAGGAAGCUCGAAAAGUACUGGUAGAUUAUCAUGCAGGAGGUGAUACAGAAUCUUCCCUCGUCACCUUCGAGAUGCGGGAGAUCGAACAUGUUCUCAUGGAAGAAGCCGAAGCCAUUUCUGCUAAUUCAUGGUUGGAGCUAAUUCGGACUCCUGCCAACCGCAAGCGCACUCUCAUCGCCGUUGUCCUGGGUUUCUUCGCCCAAUGGAACGGGGUGGGAGUAGUCAGCUACUAUCUCGUUCUUGUUCUAAAUACCAUCGGUAUAACCCAAGCCAAAGAUCAAACUCUCAUCAACGGACUUUUGCAGAUUUUCAGUUGGCUUGUUUCAACCUUUUUGGGGGCUCUGAUGGUUGAUCGUAUCGGCCGAAGGGCUUUAUUUCUGACGUCAACGGCUGGAAUGCUUGUGGCAUAUAUCAUCUGGACGGCUGUGGUUGGCUUUAUCUUUAUCUACUAUCUGUUCUACAAUAUCGCCUGGAACCCACUUCUGCAAGCAUACCCAGUGGAGAUCUUUCCUUAUACCCUGCGAGGAAGAGGUCUGUCUGUUACUUACAUAGCCUUUUUCGUCGGUCUUAUUCUCGGCAACCAGGUCAAUCCCAUAGCUAUGGAAAUCAUCACGUGGAGAUACUAUAUAGUGUUUUGCUGUAUCCUUGUAAUUCUAUUUGUAGUUAUUUGGUAUUUGUUUCCUGGAACGAAGGGACAUACCCUUGAGGAGAUCAAGGAGGUAUUUGAGGGUAAACCGGAGAGAGACAAUGGGAUGACAGAGGCUGCAGUGGAUGGCGAGAAGUCUUGA